AUGACGAUCAAAGGCCUCAACGGCGCCGCCGACGCUGCCGCCGCAGCUCACAAGCCUGCUCACUUCAAGCUUGAGAACCUCAUCCGACCGAACAUCCUGUCAUUAGAGCCGUACCGCUGCGCACGAGACGACUACCAGUCGGGCAUCCUGCUCGAUGCGAACGAGAACAGCCUCGGUCACUCGCUUCCACCCAAAUCCGUCAUUCCUCACAACCCUGGCACCUCGAACGGCGCCACAGCCGUUCAGUCCUCGGAAGCCGAGGACCCACUCUCACUCAACCGCUAUCCCGAUCCAGGGCUGUUCGGCAUCAAGGACUCUCUCGCCGAGCUGCGUGGUGUUCCCCACGAUGCGUUCGUCUUCCUCGGCGUUGGCAGUGACGAAGUGCUCGAUCUCGUUCAACGAGUCUGCUGCCGUCCCGGCAAGGACAAGAUCCUCAUCUGUCCUCCCACGUACGGCAUGUACAGUGUCUGCGCAGCCGUCAACGAUCUCGAGGUAGUCAAAGUACCGCUCAUCACCAAAGGCGGCAAGUUUGCAUUGGACGUAGAUGCGGUCAACAAGAAGCUCAGCGAGGACCCCGAUAUCAAGAUCACAUUCAUCUGCUCGCCCGGCAAUCCCACAGGCACCUUGAUCCCACCAAGCGAUGUGCGCAAGGUAGCCGACAACCCAGAUUACAAAGGUCUCGUCGUGGUCGACGAGGCGUACAUCGACUUUGCCGAGGAGGAGAAGAGGAUGGGCAAGCGCGCUGCAGACGAAGUGGUGAGCUCCGUGAGCCUGGUUCACGAGUAUCAAAACGUGAUGGUGACGCAGACGCUCUCGAAAGCCUUCGGUCUCGCCGCAAUUCGUUUGGGAAUCGCUUUCGCCCAACCAGCGCUGGUACAGAUCAUGAACAACACCAAAGCACCCUACAACAUUUCUUCACCGACCGCCCACCUCGCCUCGCUCGCACUCUCGCCCAAGGGCAUCGAACAGAUGCGAGCAAACGUACAGACGCUCAUCCGCAACCGUGAUUCACUCAUUUCUGCGCUGCAGACGUUGCCAGGAGCCGGUGCGAUCUGGGGUGCUAACGAGGCCAACUUUGUCCUGGUCCAGAUGCUGGAUCUGGAGACCCGAUCGAAGCCAGAUAACGAAGUGGCUCAGAUGGUGUACAAGCGCAUGGCGGAGGAGAUGGGACUGGUGGUGAGGAACAGGGCUAAGGACCUGGGAUGCGCUGGAUGUCUGAGGAUUACGGUUGGUACCGAAGAGGAGAACAGGAGAUGUAUCGAGUUGAUGAAGGGUUUGCUCGAAGGUGGAAAGUGA
Molecule: messenger RNA, 1296 nt
Organism: Pseudozyma hubeiensis SY62
Lineage: Eukaryota; Fungi; Basidiomycota; Ustilaginomycetes; Ustilaginales; Ustilaginaceae
Exons: 1
Coding region: 1-1296 (431 amino acids)
Biological process (GO): L-histidine biosynthetic process
Molecular function (GO): L-histidinol-phosphate:2-oxoglutarate transaminase activity; pyridoxal phosphate binding
Source: RefSeq, a predicted model, not a curated record